Molecule: messenger RNA, 2226 nt
Organism: Monomorium pharaonis (pharaoh ant)
Lineage: Eukaryota; Metazoa; Arthropoda; Insecta; Hymenoptera; Formicidae
Gene: MFS9
Product: vesicular glutamate transporter 2
Exons: 10
Coding region: 175-1794 (539 amino acids)
Biological process (GO): monoatomic anion transport; transmembrane transport
Cellular component (GO): plasma membrane
Molecular function (GO): transmembrane transporter activity
Source: RefSeq, a predicted model, not a curated record
AUAUAUAAUGCUCAUUACCUACAGAGCACCAAUCACUACUUGUCUACUUAUUAUUGCUAAAACGUUCGUCCGCUUCAGUUGUUUCGCGUACACAUAUUGUGACUGAUCUUUUUGAACGUCUCAUAUAGUGUUCAGUGUUUGUGUAAUAUAUAAAAUAACUUAAUACAAAAGAAAAUGGAUUCUUCGACUAUCAAAGAAAGUAACACUACACAUAAAACGGUUAAGUACAACGAUGAAACUAGAUCUGGCUGGAAAUUCUGGAAGAAAAGAAGAUAUAUCGUGGCAUUAUUGGCCUUUUUAGGAUUUUUCACGUCUUAUAUUUUACGUGUUAAUCUCAGUGUUGCAAUCGUUGCUAUGACCGCUGUUACUAAAGUAGUUGAUGAAAAUGGCAUUAUUACUUAUAAACAAGAAUUUAAUUGGGAUUCGAAAAUACAAGGAUAUGUUCUGAGUUCCUUUUUUUAUGGGUAUAUUAGUACACAGUUACUAGGAGGAUGGUUAGCUGCUCGCAUUGGUGGAAAAAGAGUCUUUGGUAUAGGAAUUGCAGUAACAGCGUUUUUUACUAUCAUCACACCGCCACUUGUCAAGAUAAGCGUUUACCUUCUUAUUGCAUUGCGUAUAAUCGAGGGUAUUUGUGAGGGUGUAACUUAUCCUUGCAUACACGCAAUCUGGGCGAACUGGGCACCACCCUUAGAAAGAUCCAAAUUAGCUACGAUAGCAUUUUCUGGUAGUUUUUUCGGAACAGUUUUUGCUAUGCCUGUUGCUGGAUUGAUGGCCGAACAUAUAGGGUGGCCGUCUAUUUUUUAUAUUUUUGGAGCAAUCGGUCUUAUUUGGUUUGUAUGUUGGUGGAUUGUGGUAAAAGACAAACCGGAAGAUGAUGCUUUUAUUUCCAUGGAGGAAUUAGAGUAUAUCACUGCUACUUUAAGCGAUGACGAAAAGAAAGAGAAAAUUAUUCAUCCAUGGAAAGCCAUGUUUACUUCACCACCAGUAUGGGCUAUAGUUGCAGCACACUUUAGUGAAAAUUGGGGUUUUUACACAAUGCUUACUCAACUUCCGACCUUUAUGAAAGAUGUACUCGACUUCAAGUUGGAUACGACAGGUUAUUUGUCGGCACUCCCAUAUCUGGUGAUGACACUUGUCGUCCAAUUUUCUGGGCAAUUGGCCGACUGUCUUAGAACAAGGAAAAUCCUAACUACGACACAAGUACGCAAAAUCUUUAAUUGCGGAGCCUUUCUCUUCCAGACUGUUUUUAUGAUUUACUCGGCUUUCAUUUCGACUCCAAUAGGCGUCGUCAUGUGUAUAACCUUGGCCGUCGGACUUGGCGGCUUUGCUUGGUCUGGUUUUGGAGUAAACCAUUUGGAUAUUGCUCCACAACAUGCAAGUGUGUUAAUGGGAAUCGGAAACACUGUCGCAACUUUACCAGGCAUAAUUAGUCCUAUCAUCACUGGUUAUAUAGUACAAAACAAGAAACUUGGUUUAACCAGUCAGAAUGUUUUUAUGCUUCGGAAAUUUGACACCAUAAGAAGGGACAGACAGAAUAGACCGGGAAGAGGGGUCGCAAUUCUGAUCUCUCACGAUAUUAAAUACCAUAAAAUUCAGGUACAUUUCAAUUGUAAUAACAAGAUCGAGACUUGCGCGGUAGAACUUCUGCUGUCAGAGUGUCUCAGAAUGGCGGACAGUUUUCAUUAUUGCCGGUUCAAUCUACCUUCUGGGAGCUGUUAUAUACGGUGUAUUUGCGUCGGGCGAGAAACAAAGAUGGGCCGAUCCACAAACAAAAAGGAAAUCAAGAUCUUAUGAUAAUUCCAUGUUAGAAAGUGAAAAUUUAUGAUUUUUAAUUACAGUGUAAUUAUUUAUAUAGUAAUUCUUUAGUAUAUAUAAAAUCGAUUUACUUUUAAUAAAGCUUUCAUUACUUUGUUAUGUUACAACAGAAGUAUAUUAGAAAAGAUACUCCUAUGGCAAAUACUGAAAUUACAUCCUUGGCCAUCUAGCAUCCAUCUUUUAGAUCUUAAUAUCAGUUCAAAAAUACAAGUUUGUUAAUUUUGUAUUUAAUACACUAUUUUAUUUAAAACAAUAUAUAAAACUAUAGACUCUAGUAGAAACUACUUAAUAGCGUUCCUCUUUAAGUGGAGCCCAAGGAAAGUAUCUGUCAUACUCUAAAUGCGCUUCUGUAUUAUAGAUUAUUACAUAAAAUUUAACAUAUAUAAUAAAAAUUAAUACAAGCGAAAUAAA